AUGAAAGUUCCAUACGCAGCCAGUAUCCUUCUAGGAGCUGUCUCCGUUGGCGCCCAUAAAUCCGCCGACUACUCCUACGAGUCGACUGAGGGCAACCGCCCUGACAUCAACGGCCAAGUCAUUGGUGAAAUUCAAUGGCAGUCACCGCCCGUCAACUCGACUCUGUUGAAUGUCAAGCCCUUCCGUGUCACUUGCACUCGUGAGAAACAUCGCAAUUGGUGUACAAACGCCAUUGACGGCAAAAGUGACACAUACUGGGAAAGUGACAACAUUGGUCAUGGGCUACCGUGGAUUUCAAUUGAUCUGAAAACAGUGCACAAUGUCAGUGGUUUGACCAUGUUACCUCGGUUGGACGAGAAUGUCACUGAGGGUCAGAUUGCCAACCACCGUGUCUAUCUGAGCAAGGAUGAGCGAAACUGGGGCGAGCCAGUGGCCUACGGAACGUGGGGCAAGAACAAAGGCAUGAAGCUCGCUGCUUUCAACCCCACACCUGCGCGCUAUGUCAAGCUCGUUGGUGAUACUCCUCCUCUCCCCGAUGCGCCUGGCUGGCACGAGCCUAUUUCGAUCGUCAACCUUGGUAUCUACACUGCCAAUUAUACUCUCCCCAUCGAGCCUGGCAAGGGUGUCUGGGGACCAACGCUCGAUUUGCCCGUCAUUCCAGUUGGUGCGGCCCAGGAAUCGAAUGGCCAAAUCAUUGUCUGGUCUGCCUGGGCCGAUGACCAGUUUUUUGCUUCCCCAGGUGGCAAGACACUCACCACGACAUGGAACCCCAAGAACAAGACAAUUGAGCAGACUGUGGUCGCCGACACUCACCAUGAUAUGUUCUGCCCGGGCAUGUCCAUGGACUUUAACGGAAGUAUUGUCGUCAGUGGUGGUGGUGACGCCGGUCGGACAAGUAUUUUCAACGGAAAGACCUGGGAAUAUGGCCCAGACAUGCGUCAGCCUCGAGGAUACCACGCAACAACUACUCUGUCCGACGGUCGAAUCUUUGCGAUCGGUGGUUCUUGGAGUGGUGGCAACAAGGUGGAGAAGAACGGUGAAGUGUACAACCCCAUUAAGAGGAAGUGGUACACCCGUUCGGGAACAAAGGUUAACCCUAUGUUGACUAAUGACCGACUGGGUCGCUGGCGUGCCGAUAAUCAUGCUUGGUUGUUUGGAUGGAAGGAUGGAAGUGUCUUCCAGGCUGGUCCCAGUGUUAAAAUGCACUGGUACACUGUUGAUGGCAGCGGAAGUACCACUUUCGCUGGAAGACGAAUGGAUGAUGGAGACUCCAUGUCUGGCAACGCUGUCAUGUUUGAUGCUGUUCAAGGCAAGAUUCUCACUUUCGGAGGCCAGCCCUCUUACGAUGGCUCUUACGCGUCCAAGAACGCCCAUAUCAUCAGACUGGGUACUCCUCUUGAGGAGCCUCUCGUCCAGGUCGCUGGCAAAGGUUCCGGCAACGGCAUGAACUUCCCUCGCGUCUACCACACCUCUGUGGUUCUGCCCGAUGGCAAGGUCUUUGUUGCUGGUGGCCAGGCUUGGGGACAGCCCUUCAACGAGCAUACCAUCCAACACUACCCAGAACUUUACAACCCCGAGACGGAUACUUUCGAGCUCAUGAACGGUCAAAACAUCAUCCGUGUCUACCACAGUAUCUCCAUGCUGCUUCCUGAUGCUACUGUCCUGAACGGCGGUGGUGGUCUAUGUGGGAACUGCUCUGCGAAUCACUACGAUGCCCAAAUCUUCACUCCUCCCUAUCUGCUGACUCCCACCGGAGAACGACGUGAGCGCCCCACGAUUCUGAGCGCUGACAAGCGAGUCAUCGUGGGCCAGGUGUUGAAAUUCUCCACUGACAAGCACAUUGGUUCGGCAUCUCUCGUUCGCCAGGGAACUACUACCCACACUGUCAACACUGACCAGCGUCGUGUCCCACUCGAGCUGGACGCCCAUGAAGACCACUCUUUUACCGCGAGCCUCCCGGAUGACGCUGGUAUCCUGCUUCCUGGCUGGUAUAUGCUUUUCGCCUUGGAUGCCGAGGGCACGCCUAGUGAAGCGUCUCUGGUCAAGGUGGAACUGUCUCAAUACGCAGAAAUUGAGCUUGAGGAAAUGCUGGAGGACGACAGUGACCAUGAAGCCGUUGAAGGACUCGUUGCACAUGAAGAAUGCGAUGAAGAGAAGAUGACGGGUAUGCUGUCCGCCAUCCUCUCCUCGCCUGGCCGAGUCUGGAAAUCGUGGAAGCCUCUUCUUGUAUUGCAGGGCAACUAA
Messenger RNA from Penicillium waksmanii, 2244 nucleotides. RefSeq lists its product as uncharacterized. Lineage: Eukaryota; Fungi; Ascomycota; Eurotiomycetes; Eurotiales; Aspergillaceae. The record is from RefSeq and is a predicted model, not a curated record. The transcript has a single exon. Gene Ontology annotation, molecular function: protein binding. Bases 1 to 2244 code for a protein of 747 amino acids.